GAAAACCAUUGGAGAAGUCCAAAACAAACCCAAACAAAGCUCAAAUAAACACAAAAUAAAAUAAUAAAAAACAUCGUCUUCCCCACCCCUCAAAUUCCAGGCUCUUCUCGCGUCAAAGCUCCCAUCUAUAAAUGGCUAAGUCUUCCCAAAAUCCGGCAGUGAAUCGCUCGGAAAAAAGGAAAAAAUCGUUGAGAUUGUCAUCCUUAUUUCAAGACUUUCUCAACCUAGUCGUUACUGCAAAGAAAUGGUUAAAGAGGUUGACUGUACCGACGAUUAGCAUCUGCCUCUUCCACAACUCGCAAAGGCGCAUCUUCAACCCACAAAAAAUCUGCUUCAUUUUGCAAACCCUCGACAGCCAUCGCAUGUGCUGCUCGAUUUCCUUCACGUGCAAUAAAUUGGAUUCUGCAAGAAUGAAAGAGUCUCGCCAAAUUCUUCACAUCUCAGAGCAAACUGAAGUCCAUGUAGAAAUGCCAGCGCUUCGACUACCGACCGAGUCAGAUAUCCCUGCAUCAACAUUAAUCUUAACCCAUUCUUGCGGAGGGGGCAUCCAUUUAAUCAUGGAUCUUGGCUUAGGGUGCUUCAGAUUCAAAGCGCAACCCCAAUACUCCAAGCCAAAACUCCUCAUGAUAAAGGUUGACUGUAGGUUUCCUCCAUCCUGAAACGUCGGAUCCUCAGUUUCCCCGGGAAUACCGUAUCUUUAUUGAUCCUCCAACUUUUACCUAUUUCCAAAACCACACUGUUAUUACCAUAAUGUUCAACUGAACUAAAUUGUCCAUCCAACACACAAAAAGUUUACUUGCACAUUUACAAGCAGAGAAGGAUUACAUACUCAUAUGACAACUAGAAAAUCUGAGCUAAUAAUGAAACGACAGGGAAGGCAGUUCAAGUCAGAGUUAUCAAGCAAGAAGAACGUAAGAAAAUUGAAGUCAUGAACAACAUCAAAAACAUGGAAUUGAAUAACAAAUCUAAUAAACAUUGUGGCAAAAGAGUGCAAGGGAAUGGAUGCGUCUACCGUCAGUGGCAUACCUCUGUACCGUCAGUUGAAUUGAUGAUAAGAGCUCCAUCCAAGAUAUCACGCCCCUUAACGGCCAUGGCAGACCUUCGAGAAAUAGAGCAACUUCAACUAACUUUGCUUUUGAUUAUCCCACAUUUAGGCUUCACGUGGCCACACUUCCACCUCUUGGCCGUUGAAAGCUUGUUGCAUAGGAACCUCCACUUGGACACCCACCUAGCAAAUGGAUAAAAUUUGUUGUUUAACAAUGAGAUGAGAGACAGAAUUAGAGCCAGUUUGGCAAUGCUUUUGAGAAGUGCUUUUGAGAAGUGCUGUGGAAAAGUGCUUUUGAGAAGUGCUUUUGAAAAAUUUAAGUGUUUGGUAUUGCUGUCAAAAAGUGCUUUUGAGAAGUAAAAUGUCCAUUUUAGACAUGAUAUUAUAAAGUAACAAA
Gossypium arboreum is the source of this 1442-nucleotide messenger RNA. RefSeq lists its product as uncharacterized. The transcript has 4 exons. Bases 132 to 659 code for a protein of 175 amino acids. The record is from RefSeq and is a predicted model, not a curated record. Lineage: Eukaryota; Viridiplantae; Streptophyta; Magnoliopsida; Malvales; Malvaceae.